Messenger RNA from Rhododendron vialii, 2066 nucleotides. Its product is annotated as protein NRT1/ PTR FAMILY 6.2. NCBI's taxonomy places the organism in Eukaryota, Viridiplantae, Streptophyta, Magnoliopsida, Ericales, Ericaceae. The record is from RefSeq and is a predicted model, not a curated record. Bases 152 to 1894 code for a protein of 580 amino acids. The transcript is spliced from 6 exons. Gene Ontology annotation, molecular function: transmembrane transporter activity. Gene Ontology annotation, biological process: oligopeptide transport; transmembrane transport. Gene Ontology annotation, cellular component: membrane.
UACUUGUACUGUAGGGAUAAAUUUUAUCUGGACAAGGUCUCAGCUGUUUGGCUAUAAAAGGGCUUGAAGCUCACUAGAGCACUUAUGAGUGUCGAGCUGAAACAUAAAAGAGAGGAGGAUCGAUAUAUUCGUCACAAAGACUCUGGACAAAAUGGAGGGUAAGCUGAGCCGGACAGUCACCGAUGCUGUGGAUUUCAAAGGGUUCCCAGCAGAUAGGACUACAACCGGUGGGUGGGUUCCGGCGGCACUGAUCCUAGGGAUUGAACUCUGUGAGAGGCUUUCAACAAUGGGCAUAGCAGUAAACCUGGUGACAUAUUUGACUGGAACGAUGCAUCUGCCCAGUGCUACUUCAGCAAAUAUAGUAACGGAUUUCAUGGGCACUUCUUUCAUCCUGUGUUUGCUAGGAGGCUUUCUAGCAGACACUUUCCUGGGCAGAUACAAGACUAUUGCAAUUUUUGCCCUAAUCCAAACCCUUGGCACCGGAUCAUUGGCAAUUACAACAAAGCUACCGCAGCUACGUCCCCCUCCAUGUCACGGCCAAACCACAACCAACUGCGAACGGGCAAAUGGAUUCCAAACGGGAAUCCUAUAUCUAUCUCUAUACACAAUUGCACUGGGUACAGGGGGGCUGAAAUCGAGCGUAUCAGGAUUCGGAACAGAUCAGUUCGAUGACCAGGACGAGAAGGAGAAGACGCAGAAGGCGUAUUUCUUCAACAGGUUCUUCUUCUUCAUAAGCAUGGGAACUCUAAUGGCAGUCACAUUCCUUGUAUAUAUACAAGAUGAAGUUGGAAGAAGUUGGGCAUAUGGGAUAUGUUCUGUCUCGAUGUUCAUAGCCGUAUUGAUAUUCUUAUCGGGAACGAAAAGGUACAGGUAUAAGAAAAGCUUGGGCAGCCCUAUUAUUCAUAUUUUGCAAGUUGUUGUUGCGGCUAACAGGAAGAGGAAGAUGGAAACUCCAUAUGAUUUUGGCAUGCUGUAUGAGAAUUCUCCAGAGGAUUUGAGAAUCCAUCACACCGAUCAGUUCCGUUUCUUGGACAAGGCUGCCAUUGUUGCAGAAGGGGAUUUUGAAAGAAAUGCUUCAAGUCCAAAUCCAUGGAGGCUAUGCUCAGUUACAAGGGUGGAGGAAGUGAAAAUGGUGGCCAGGCUAAUGCCAGUGUGGGCUACAACCAUCAUAUUUUGGACAACAUACGCGCAGAUGAUCACUUUCUCAGUGGAACAAGCAUCCACCAUGGAAAGAUCAAUUGGGGGUUUCCAAAUCCCGGCGGGCUCCUUCACUGUCUUCUUUGUGGCAGCCAUUUUGAUCACUCUGGCUGUCUACGACCGUCUGGUCAUGCCUCUCUGGAAAAAAUCUAGCGGAAACCCAGGUUUUACCAAUUUACAAAGGAUUGCCAUAGGCCUCACCCUCUCCACGGUGGGAAUGGCGGCAGCAGCACUAGCUGAAACGAAGCGACUAUCGGUUGCCAAAGCCCUGGGCCCCCGCAACACAACCAACCUGCCUAUAAGCGCGUUCCUAUUGAUUCCACAAUUUUUCCUUGUGGGGUCUGGGGAAGCUUUCAUAUACACGGGGCAGCUCGAUUUCUUCAUAACUCAAUCACCCAAAGGCAUGAAAACUAUGAGCACCGGCCUGUUCCUCACCACUCUAUCGCUUGGUUUCUUCGUCAGUAGCUUCUUGGUCUCCGUGGUGAAAAGGGUGACCAGAAUCCAUGGUAGGCAGGGGUGGCUAGCGGAUAAUAUAAACUACGGGAGGCUCGAUUGUUUCUAUUGGCUUUUGGCCAUUCUUAGCUUCAUGAACUUUGUGAUAUAUCUUGCUUGUGCAAUGUGGUACAAGCCUGGGAAAACUAAACCUCGUAUAGAAAUGGAGAAAGUCAAUGGGAUUUGUGCCGAGGAGAAGUGCUAGGAGUAGUUGAUCAAUUGGGUUUUUCAAGCCAUUGUGUUCUCUUUUGUCGGGAAUAUGUGCAGUUAGAACUGGCUUGUGGGUUUUGGUUCUGUUUGUAUCAAUAGAGUGGCUUUUAACUCUUUUCUUGUUUCUUCACUACUAAUUGGUUGAAUUUUGUGCUUUGUUAACAAAA